UUACUUAAUUGUAAACUUUUUUUCAAAAUGAAGAAACAUUGCUCUUUGUGUAUCCUUAACAUCCCUUGACGGGCCGGCUGUCCUCUUUCUGGCUCCACAGGGAGAAAGGAGGCUGGAGGGAGGGGAGAGGGCAUCAUGGGAAAAGGCGUCCAGCUUGCCUCAGGCACCUGCUCAUUUUUAAUAAGUCUUUAAAAAGGACAGCUCUUUACCAAAGAAAACAAAGUGGAGCUUAGGGAGGCAUUCAGGAGACUGUUAUUACAGAUGUUCAGUAUCUCAGGACUAAGAACAUAUUCUCAAUGAAAAUGUUUCUCUUCUAAUAGUUUUCUCUUUGAAUAUUUCUCUCCUUCCUCUCCCUCUCUCUCUCUUUCUCUCUUUUGUGUGUGUGAUUGGAUCUUUCCCACAGGAUCAGAGCCAGAAAAGAGGUGUUGUCUUCUAUUGAAAAAAACUAGAAGUGAACUAUACUUACCAUAAAGGAAGAAAAACAUGUCACGAGACUAUACAAAAGAAAAUUAAAAUCCUCCUAAUUACAACACCCAGAUACAAUUAAAUCGGCGUGUUAGCCAAGACUUUCAUCGACCAAGGGAAGCUUAUCCCAGAUGAUGUCAUGACUCGGCUGGCUCUACACGAGCUGAAAAACCUCACUCAGUGCAGCUGGCUGUUGGACGGUUUUCCAAGGACACUUCCACAGGCAGAAGCCCUGGACAGAGCUUAUCAGAUAGACACGGUGAUUAAUCUGAACGUGCCCUUUGAGGUCAUUAAGCAGCGUCUCACUGCUCGCUGGAUUCAUCCCGCCAGCGGCCGAGUCUACAACAUUGAGUUCAACCCUCCCAAAACCGUGGGCAUUGAUGACCUUACUGGAGAGCCUCUCAUUCAGCGUGAGGACGAUAAGCCAGAGACAGUUGUCAAGAGACUGAAGGCGUACAAAGCCCAAACAGAGCCGGUCCUGGAAUAUUACCAGAAAAAGGGGGUGUUGGAAACAUUCUCCGGAACAGAAACCAACAAGAUCUGGCCCUAUGUCUAUGCUUUCCUACAAACAAGGGUUCCACAAGUAAACCAGAAAGCAUCAGUUACUCCAUGAGGAAAAGUGCAUAAAACCAGUAAGAUGAGCAGGGGCUCCUCGUCCGCAGCCUGCCAUGUAUGAGUUUUUUUGAAAAUUGUAUUAGUUUCAGUUGUACUGAUUUUAUUCUGGAAAUUAAGGAUAUGUCCAAUGACGAAGAUUCAUAUUUCCGUCCAAUGUGUUUUAUCCACUUAUCUUCUAUGGGCAUGCAAUUAAAAAAUAUCGGAUACGUCUUAACUUCUGAAAAUUUGUCUAAAGGAUAAUUAAAAGAGCAAUCGGAAAUAACGUAAGUUUUGUUCAGAAGAGCAAGUGAUACAAAUUUUAUUUUUCUGGAAAAGCUAAUAAAAAAAAUUCCACGUCACUCUGGAAAGUAUCUCAUCAGAGAAAUUUGCAUAGACUGUUGCCCAAAAAACGGCAUCACUAGCAUUAUGGUACAUGGUUUUGUGAGACACUAGGUCUAUCAAAUUCCAGAAAACAACUGGAAACGCGCAUGUUUCAGGAUGCAAAUUCACUGCUGCCUUUAUACUAAGAAACUUACAAGCAUAGCCAUUUUUGCUGUAUUUAUUUUGUCGUUAAACAUACCUUCAUUUUACUCAGAAUUUUCAGUCUGCUAUACAAUUGUAUUAAACUAGCAUAUAGGAAAAUACUACUUUCCUAUGACAUGUUGUCUUUUGAGAAUACGUGUCCUGAGGAAAAUGUUAGAAAGUGACCCUACAAGUUCUUGCAGAAGCACCGAAGUUGAAUUGUCCACAGAAAAUGUCAUUACAGUCUUAUGUUUCUGGGUGUUACUCAGGCUAAGAAAUAUGUGCUACUUGCCAGAAAUAUGACCUACUUGCCAGCUUCUGAUCAGUGUGUAACCUCUGGGUGAAGAGUAACCAGUUAAAGUACAAAAAGAAAAGCAAAGCCACGGCCCGAAGUGAAGUAAGCAUACUUGGUCAUCAGGAAGUAGGAACAGGUGUGCCUGGGGAGCAUUCCCUUGACAGAGGGAACAAUCCUAAUUAGUAAUCAGGUGUAACAAUUAAGAAGGAUUUACCUGAAAGGCUGAAAAGGACCGGGAAGGUAACUGCGUUUGCUGAAGUUCUUUGUUCAUCAGAGAAGCGGACACCUCGCUUUCCCUGCUGCCCUGUCGUCUGGCAGGAGAACUGUGUUUGCAUGCUGGGCAGCCAUCUAAGAGUGACGACAAUUUGGUUUCUUAGCGGGGCAGCAAGGAUGCACGCUUCUGUCCUGUGGCCUGCUGGGAAGAGCGGGGCGAUGAGGCGGAGGGGAAACCCAACCACAUCUUCAAGGGCAUAUUUACUCUUCUUUUACCUGGUGCUGAGUCCAACGAAACGAGUCCUCGUACAAGCGGUUAACUGCCUGUGAACAUUUGGCCCAUUUUAUUCCAGGCGCUUAAAAUACACAUGCCAGCAAGUUGUUCUUUAUUCUGUAGGGAGAAACUCUUCUCUUUCGAUUUUUAAAAAUUCAAUGUUAAUCUUUCAGAAUGGACCAAGGCUUUUAAAAAUAGUAAGCAUUUCUUUACAAAAGUUUCUACGAUGCUUUAUUUGAAUGUUAAUAUUAUGUGCUUUUUAAAACGGUUGGGAACUACUAAGCUUAGGAAUUAUCACUGGGUUAGCAGGUACAUGAGUAUUAAUGUUCUACAAUAAAAGUGAAUUUUAGAACUGUGGGUAUUACUCUGUGUCCAGCAUUCCACAGGGCUGACUCCAUCCCACCCUUCUGUUCUGCUGCCCUGAUGUCUCCCGCACUUCCGAAUUAGUGACUACUUUCUAAUAAUUGUCUUAAAAUUAAAGCUGUGUCUGAAACCAGUACAGAGGCUGGUUUCAUUUUAAGCUAGAUCUCCUGCUGUAGUAUUGCAGGCAUACUGGACACACUUGGAUUUGGAACUCAAAAACGGCAGAAGUACAUGGCUAUUGAAAGUAAGACCUCUUCCUGUGACCACUCCCUCCCCGCCUCAGAACACAUAACCGGAAGUUUUGCACGUACAUCCAUUACUUUGGGAAAUGCUCGCACUAUUACUUUUUUGCUUUAUUAAAGCAAAUAAAGAGAACUUGUUUUACGCCGAGUUGAUGUCAUAGACCGUUCUGAUGAAGACUGUCAUUGUUGAAAAGCUCAGUGACCGCCUUCGUGAUUUAAGUGCCACAUGGAAGUAUGUCCAGAGCUGAAUGCCAUGGUGAGGAGAAGCUACCAUGCCUUAGUUAAAAGGCUGGUGAGGACGGUACCUCAGCCCACGACCCUGCGUUCUGGGGUACCCGUCGUUCUGGUACACCUUUCGCAAGCAGAAUGUGCUGCGGGAAAUGCCAAUUGGCAACACCAUCUGCAAAUAGUCUCCAUCUCUCUUUUGAGAUGGGUUAAAUACUGGCUCAAACUUUAAGCCCCAGUCCAUAGCUGUUUUCCAGCCAGGUGUUUACAAUGGCAAAUAUCUGAGCAAAAUACCUGAGACAUUCAACAGUCUGUGGCAAAACUUACGUUAACAACAGAUCAUGGUGAUUACAGACCUGAAACUGCUGUUAGUACCCGCAACCAACAUCAAGAAUAAAUUUGUAUUUAAAACAUGUUUGUAAGUUGUGUCUUCUCGUUGACAAAAUAAAUAGCUUUCUUAACUUUGCAAUUCAAGAUUUUGAUUUUGGAAGUUACUAGUUUAAAAUGUGUAAAGCACGGUAAAAGCCAAUAUGCUCAGUAGAGUGCAUACCUGACUCCUUGUUUUUGUUUUUUUGUAAACUAACAAUGACGUUUUCCCAUAUAUGUAGCACUGGGUAAAGUUAAAUUGUCAUGCCAAAUUGUAUUUUGGAAGGAUUUUACCCGAGGAAAUCAAUUUGAUGAUGUUUCAUAUUUUACCAAAAGACUCUUUAAGUGUUUGAAUAGUAAACAGCAGGAAGAACCAUGCUGUUUUAAGAAACCAAGUGAACGAUCCAAUCAUUUUAUCAUUUUCAUACUAAGAAAAAAGUUCAAAUCUAAUGCUUCAAGGCGUAUGAGAAUGGUUUUGACUUCACUAUUAGAUGCUAAGCAAUUCAUAAUCAACAUUUUAUUCAUGUUUGUAACCGCCCCCUCCCCCAACCCCCCGCCACCCCGCCAUCAGCUUAAGCAAGCAAGCAAAUACCUCUUCGAGGAGUCUGCUUUUCGGAGACCUGUGACAUGGUAACAAACGUCCACUAUGGAAAUCAACGCAAAGGAUUUUCAGGGUUUUAAAAUGCGUAUCACAUAGAUGCAAAACCGAAAUGAACAGCCUUAAGCUUAAAUUUGACAAGUGCAUCUCUGUCCGGGAUCAAUUUAAGAACUGAAAUACGUGACUGAUUUUUGAGAAUAGUAAACGGACAUCUUUAUUUUUCUCAAAAAAUACCCCAAGGUUAACUUCAGGAUCACUUUGUCUCAAUCUACAGUUUUUCAUCCUGUAAAAAAAAUCCACUUAUUAAACCAGAUUCAUGUUCUUUGGUCAGCCCGUUAUUCUUUUUUUUUUUUAAGUCUAUUUAUUUUGAAAGAGAGAAAGAGAAUCCCUGCAGGCUCUGGACCGUCAGCGCAGACUGAUGUGGGGCUUGAACCCAGGAAACGUGAGAUCAUACCUGAGCAGAAAUCAAGAGUCGGAUGCUUAACCUACUGAGCCACCCAGGCACCCCAUGUGAAUUCACUUUUAAUGUUUAUUUAUUUUUGGGAGACAGAGCGUGAGCAGGAAAGGGGCAGAGAGAGAGGGAGACACAGAGUCCGAAGCAGGCUCCAGGCUCUGAGCUGUCAGCACAGAGCCCGAUGCGGGGCUUGAACUCACAAACUGUAAGAUCCUGACCUGAGCCGAAGUCGGAUGCUUAACCGACCGAGCCACCCAGGCACCACGUCAUGUUAAUUCACUUUUAAAGGGGGAACAGGACUGUUAAAGAACACUCAGUUUUCCUAAAGGUAAGUUAUAGGACACUGUGAGCUUAUUACACAAAAUUUGAAAGAGCCCACUAAUGGUGUAACUGGAUGAGAAUGUUACCCAUCUCUAUCUUGUAGAGAAUAAUUUUAAAUUCGUAUUCUCUGCACUACCAUAGAUAAAAUGACACGGAGUUAGCAGGCAGUAAAUGGAGUGGUAGCAACCCAAUUAAAAAAAAUCUUUUCUUAGAAGCUUACUUUUACCAAAUGAAACAAAAGUCUUUGAUGGAUCCUUUCAGUCAUCUGUUGGGACAUUUCAUCUGUCUGGACAGCCCACCAAAGUUCAUUUUGAAAUGUGAAUUAUCCCCUUGCUUAGUACAAUCAUUAUUUCUUAAGAAACAGAGAAGAGGACAUUUUUCUUAAAAGUAGUUUGUGGU
Messenger RNA from Acinonyx jubatus (cheetah), 5331 nucleotides. RefSeq names its product adenylate kinase 3 (gene AK3). The coding region runs from base 605 to 1078 and encodes 157 amino acids. Gene Ontology annotation, cellular component: mitochondrion; cytoplasm. Gene Ontology annotation, biological process: nucleobase-containing compound metabolic process. The transcript has 5 exons. Gene Ontology annotation, molecular function: ATP binding; AMP kinase activity. Lineage: Eukaryota; Metazoa; Chordata; Mammalia; Carnivora; Felidae. The record is from RefSeq and is a predicted model, not a curated record.